GCAUUCAGGAUUUGUUGUUUAGGCAGUGAGUCAGUCCCCACAAACCAUGAUAGGAUAGCUUGUAUCAUUUGAGUCAGCCUGCCCUCCUCUUCCUUUUUCCACCCAUGUUUGCCUCUGUCUUUACUUUCGGAAGAGGCCCGAGGGUCUGUUUUUGAGGAGUGGAUGUAAUUCUGUGGGUCAUCUCUGACAGCAACCCUUUGGAGCAGGCGUUCUCGUUAAGCGCGUUUCUCCCCCGCUUGUGUAGACCCUUCUUAUUCCCAGCCAUGGGAUCCCAGCAGCAACCUUAUGCUGAUACAGCUCCGAUUUUGACUCAGGCGGAUGAUACUGAAGGUGAAGAAAAAGAUGGUCUUCAGCCAGGGCAUAUAAAGGAAGAAGAUGUACAGACCCUGACAGGGAUAUCCCCUCAACACGCACGCCUUAUUGUGGGUGUACUCUUUUUUAUUAAUCUACUGAACUACAUGGAUCGCUUUACUGUGGCUGGUGUUCUUCCUGACAUUGAGAAGUUUUUUGAGAUUGAUGAUAGCAAAUCAGGUCUGCUACAGACAGUUUUUAUUAUCAGCUACAUGAUAUUGGCACCAAUUUUUGGUUACCUGGGUGAUCGUUGGAAUCGCAAAUACCUGAUGUGUAUAGGAAUCUUCUUCUGGUCUCUUGUGACUCUAGGGAGCAGCUACACCCCCAAGCAGUUCUUCUGGAUGUUGCUACUUACACGAGGCCUAGUGGGUGUGGGAGAGGCUAGCUAUUCAACUAUUGCCCCCACCAUUAUUGCUGAUCUGUACUUGGGUGACCGGAGAUCCCGCAUGCUUAGCAUCUUCUACUUUGCUAUACCUGUAGGCAGUGGACUGGGCUAUAUUGUGGGAUCAAAGGUGAAAGAUGUGGCUGAUGAUUGGCACUGGGCCUUGCGGGUGACUCCAGGUUUGGGGGCAAUAGCUUUGCUAUUAUUGAUAACAGUGGUGCGUGAGCCACCUCGAGGAGCUGUGGAGACCCAUACCGAUGCCCCACUUCAAUACACUUCAUGGGCAGCUGAUGUGUGGGCCUUGAGCCACAACCGUAGCUUUGUGCUGUCAUCACUAGGAUUCACAGCUGUGGCGUUUGUAACAGGCUCCCUAGCAUUGUGGGCACCUGCAUUCCUGUACCGCUCACGGCUGGCCACCGGAAGCCUCCCGCCUUGCCCUAGAGGUGAUGUUUGCCAUGGAGACUAUGACAGCCUCAUCUUUGGUGUAAUCACGUGCGUGACUGGUGUCCUGGGCGUCAGUGCUGGGGUGGAGAUCUCAAGACGCUGGCAUCGCAUCAACCCCCGUUCUGACCCCUUGGUGUGUGCCAUUGGAUUGCUUGGCUCUGCCCCCUUCCUGUUCCUGGCUGUCGUCUUUGCUCAGCACAGCAUCAUUGCUACUUACGUAUUUAUUUUUAUUGGUGAGAUCCUCCUUUCCCUCAACUGGGCUAUAGUGGCAGACAUCCUUCUGUAUGUUGUCAUCCCCACUCGCCGAUCCACAGCUGAAGCUUUUCAGAUUCUGCUGUCCCAUCUCCUGGGUGAUGCUGGGAGCCCUUAUCUUAUUGGUUUGAUUAGUGAUAGAAUCCAGCGCGGUCGCCCCUCUUCACUGCUGUCACGGUUCCGAAGCCUGGAAUACGCACUUAUGAUCUGCGCCUUUGUGGGUGUUAUUGGUGGUGGUUUCUUCCUAGCUACAGCUUGUUUCAUCCAGGCAGAUCGUAAACGUACAGAGCUGUAUGCACAAGGACAGCUGCACGAAUCUUUGGAACGGGAAGAUCGCAUUGUUGUUCCUCAGCAUGGGCGAUCAACAAAAGUUCCUGUCUCCAGUGUCCUUAUCUGAAACCUCUACUUCAUCUUGCUUCAGUUUUGGAAACAUGAACAGAUUUGCACUCAGCAGUUGAGGAGAGAGAAACUCUCUAAAGGCACCAAGGCGAGAUUAUGGACAACAGGAAAUGAAAUCACAAUUUUUUGCUAUGUAUAUAGGAUUUUUUUUAUAAAUCCCAAGCACUAUCUAGAGUCGUGUGGCAUUUCUCAGAUGAAUGAGGAUGAAAUAGCGAAAACCCAUUUCCUCCCUUCUCCUUACUUGGAUUGUUUUAUUUUUAUUUCAUUUACUUUUUCUAUGUUGUGAAAUUCAAAGCAACAUGUAAGAGGUUUCCAGGCAGUCUCCCUUAUAUACAAAGAAAUGGCUGAAAAAAAAAUCAGCCUUCAAUAAUUUCAGAGCCUUGGCUUUUAAGAAAAACUGAAUCUUACAGACCACAUCUAUGCUUUCAUACAAAGGCUUUUGUUUGCAGGCACACUGCCUUCACAGAGUUCUGCAGAAUGUCUGGACGAUGUCUUCCAUUUUUAUAUUACUCCAAAAUAGUUGACCAUCUAGGAGCCCCUUGCUUUUUUUUCAGGACAAAGCCAGUAUUCAGGACAGAGUCAGUGUUAGGAAUGACACUAAAAAAAAAUCAUAUCCUAAUGUGUCAGUUAUACUUCACUUUAGGAGCUAAAAGGAUUUGCAUCUCUGUUAAGAUGUCAUUGUCGGCUUCUGAAGUAUGAAAACUUGCAUGAAAAAAUGUUGCAUGUAUGGUUGUAGCUUCAGGCUCCUAUUUAAUAUUUUUGUUCCUAACAUAUUGCUGCUAUUGAACAUUGGAAUGAUGAUGGACAAAGUUUAGAUGAAUGAUGUCUUGUUUUGUACAACCAAGUCUUUGCUUUAUGUUGUGAUCCACAGAGGAACUACCUGUGAUAAUUAGUUUCAAUGAACCUGCAGGCAUCUGGCUUCUAUCCCUGGCAUUAUCAUUUGUUUCAUUUGUCAGUUGAAUUGCCUAUAAUGUCAUUGGUAGUUGUAUUUUGCCUUUACCGUGGGGAGAAGAAGCUUAAAUUAACAGGCUUCUGCAGAGACAUCUGUGAAAGACAGCUAGUAGUUGUACCUUAACAUAAAUGGCUUGUGUUAAUUUGCAAUGUAAACAGAACUAGUUGCAGUCAAUUAUGGAUUCAUUUCAGUAUGUUUCAAUGUAAAAUCAAAUGUUCCUAAACAAGUAUAGAAGAAAAAUGAGCUGUAUUUGAAACUAGUUUCUCCUAGCCUGAUAUCCUACAAAUAUUUUGAAUUAAGCUCGACUCCCAGCCAUAAUUGGUUAUUAUGGUAGAGCAAUAAUCUUAAGACCACUAGUGUGCCAAGUCUCCUUAAGCUGAUAGGAAAUGUUGCAGUCUGCAUCUUGUGUAUUUCAGCCCACAGAUUUCAUUCCUUUUUUGUUCUCUUGCCUGUGAUAAAUGCAAAUUACUUCUUCGUUCAUCUGAAAAAGUGGGCUUUGGCUUGUGCCACAAUA
Molecule: messenger RNA, 3294 nt
Organism: Python bivittatus (Burmese python)
Lineage: Eukaryota; Metazoa; Chordata; Lepidosauria; Squamata; Pythonidae
Gene: SPNS1
Product: SPNS lysolipid transporter 1, lysophospholipid
Biological process (GO): transmembrane transport
Cellular component (GO): membrane
Molecular function (GO): transmembrane transporter activity
Source: RefSeq, a predicted model, not a curated record